AUGGCCCCCCCUCCCCCGCCCCCCCUCCCCUGGGCUCUCGCCCUCCUGGCCUCGCUGUGGGGCGGCGCGGCUCCGUGCCCGUCCGUCUGCCGCUGCGCCGGGGGCCGCGUUUACUGCAACGACCGCGGGCUGACGGCCGUCCCCGAGGGGGUCCCGCCGGGGGCCACCACCCUCUUCCUGCAAAACAACCGCAUCGGAGACGCCGGCAUCCCGCCCCGCCUGGGCCGCCUGCAGGCUCUGCGGGUUCUCUACCUCUACGCCAACGCCCUGGAGCAGCUCCCGCGCCACCUCCCGCCCGCUUUGCGGGAGCUGCACCUGCAGGACAACAACGUGCGCGGUUUGUGCCGCCGUUCCUUGGCUCGGGCGCCGCUGUUGGAGCGGCUGCACCUGGACGACAACUCGGUGUCGGCCGCCGGCAUCGAGGAAGACGCGUUCGCCGAGAGCGGGCGGCUGCGGCUGCUCUUCUUAUCCCGCAACCAUCUGAGCAGCGUCCCGCCCGGCCUCCCCCCGGCGCUGGAGGAGCUGCGCCUGGACGACAACCGCAUCCACACCAUCCCGCUGCGGGCCUUCGAGGGGCUGCCGGCGCUGCGCCGCCUGGUGCUGGACGGGAACCUGCUGGCCAACCAGCGGAUGGCGGACGACACGUUCAGCCGGCUGUACAACCUCAGCGAGCUGUCGUUGGGUCGCAACGCUUUGGCCGCUCCGCCGGCCAACCUCCCCCGGGCGCAGCUCCGCCGCUUGUCGCUGGCGGCCAACGCCAUCAGCCACGUCCCGGCCGGUUCGCUGUCGAGGAUGCGGGCGUUGGAACGCUUGGAUCUGUCGGACAACAACCUGACCACGCUGCCCCGAGGGCUGUUCGACGACCUGAGCCGCCUCAGCCACCUGGGGCUGCGCAACAACCCGUGGUUCUGCGGCUGUAACCUGGCGUGGCUGCGGGAUUGGGUGCGGAGACGCGCGGCCGGAGGGCUGGAGGUGCGGGGGCUGCUGUGCCAGGCGCCCGCCCGGCUGCGGGGGCUGCCGGUGGGGGAGCUGCGGGGGGAGAUGGACGCCUGCGGGACCCCGGCGCCGGCCAACAGCGCGACGGGUGUUGCCGUCGCGUCCGGCGCACGGGGGGCUGGGG
Messenger RNA from Lagopus leucura (white-tailed ptarmigan), 1120 nucleotides. RefSeq names its product leucine-rich repeat transmembrane protein FLRT1-like. The record is from RefSeq and is a predicted model, not a curated record. Gene Ontology annotation, molecular function: protein binding. The annotation marks the transcript as partial. NCBI's taxonomy places the organism in Eukaryota, Metazoa, Chordata, Aves, Galliformes, Phasianidae. The transcript has a single exon.